Molecule: messenger RNA, 3829 nt
Organism: Chironomus riparius
Lineage: Eukaryota; Metazoa; Arthropoda; Insecta; Diptera; Chironomidae
Source: the annotation of a GenBank genome assembly
AUUUUUGCAGCAUUAUCUCAUCAAAUUCAUUACACAUUAUCAAACAAUCAAAUUGUGAUGAAAUUUUAAAACAAAUCGAAGAAAAUUAAAAGGAUAAAAAUAAAUUGUGAAAGAUAUUAUACGUAGUUGAUAAUAAAGUGCUUAAAGGACAUAAACUUUAUAUUAAAAAAGAAUCAAUUAAUAAAACAAAAAGUGAAAAAUAUAUAAAAAUAUAAAUAAGCAACAAUGCAAUAAAAACAGGCUGUAUUCUAUUCUGCACAUACUUUUGCGACAUAAUUAAGCAAAUAAAAUAAAAGACACAUUAGAGAGCGUAACAUAACACACCACGAUAAUUCCACAACAUAGAAAUCUCAUCAAUUUUUUAUCUAAUAAAAAUCAAAGCAAGAUAUUCACCAUUAUUGGAUAUAGUUUUAUAUGUAAAUGAUAAUAUCACGUCAACAAUAAAGUAACCGAAAAAUACAUUCUAAAGCAAAAUUCUUGUAAUAUUGCGGGUACUUAGAGAGCAUUCAUAAAUUACCAUUGAUCAUCGACAACAUCGACAAAAAAAAAACAGCAAAUAUUUAAGAAGGAAAUUGAAAGCUUUAAAAAGAAUAUUAAAUAAGAAGAAAUCACUGCUUUAAUUAAUUAAAAAAAAAAUAAAACUGAAUUUAUCAAUAAUGCUACAUUCCAAUUCAUCACCGCCAUUGCAAUCCAUUUUGCAACGAAAUUGCUCGCCAUUAAAGCAACAAAAUUCAACAAUGAAUGGUGCAAGUAGUGCACAAGAUAGUUAUUUUAUAUUUGAUGAAUUAUCGACGGCAUUAUCAGAACGAAAUAAUAAUUCUGAUGGCAGCAGUAAAAUUAUUGGAAAUAAUUCCAAUAAUAAUUUUUCGAAUAAGUCAUCAUCGAGUAUUGGUUCGAGUAUUGGUGGCUCUAAUACUUCAACCGCCACAAAUCUCUCAUCAACAUUCCAACGUCCACAAUUCAACCAUCAACAACAACAUGUACAGCAACAGCAACAACAACAGCGAUUUGGUUUUGGUGAAACAGCCACAACUUAUCAUUUCAAAACACUUGUGCCAUCAGUAGCAGCAGGUGCAAUCAUUGGAAAAGGAGGCGAGACUAUUGCAUCACUCCAGAAAGAUGCAGGCGCUCGCGUCAAAAUGUCAAAAUCACAUGAUUUCUAUCCAGGUACAACUGAACGUGUUUGUCUCAUAAGCGGUAAUGUAGACGGAAUAUUGACUGUGUUAGACUUUAUUAUGGAUAAAAUACGUGAGAAGCCAGAUUUGACGAAGCCAUUAAAUGAUGCUGAUGCAAAGCAACAACAAGAGCGUGAUAAGCAAGUAAAGAUUUUAGUACCAAAUUCCACAGCCGGUAUGAUUAUUGGAAAGGCUGGUGCCUACAUUAAGCAAAUUAAGGAGGAGAGUGGAUCUUAUGUACAAAUUUCACAGAAACCAAAAGAUUUAACACUUCAGGAGCGCUGUAUAACGAUAAUUGGCGAGAAAGAAAAUAAUAAGAAGGCAUGUCGUAUGAUAUUGGCAAAAAUUAUGGAAGAUCCAUCAUCUGGAACAUGUUUGAAUGUGUCAUAUGCCGAUGUUAGCGGGCCAGUAGCCAAUUUCAAUCCAACAGGCUCACCUUAUGCAAAUCCACAAAUCAGUUCAAGUACAGCAUCCCUAAAUUCAGCCCUCAGUCCUGCCACUGUUGGAAAUGCAGCUGCUGCUGCAAAUCUUUUGGUCAACGGAAGUGCAUUGAAUUUAUCGUUAAAUUUAGGUUCACCAAAUCCAAACGUAAACCCCACAGUUACAACACAAUUGUUAGAAAAUAUAAAACAUGCCAUGCGAAGCUUAGGUUAUUCUGAUUCAGCAAAUUCUGAAGUAUGUGCUGCUUUAGGAAUACUAGCAAAAUACGGUAUUCUCGGUGUUGGUCUUUCAAAUGGAACACACACAACCACAUCAGCAAAUCCACUUAGCUACUUAAACGUAAGCGGCCUAGAACAACAACAGUCACAACAAGCAACUGUUGGAAAUAUAUUUGGUGCAAUCGGCGGAAAUCUUGAAUCAUUCAUCAAUUCACAGACACAACAGCAAUCUCGGUCGUCUAUUGAACGAUUUGAUGCAACAUUUGAUCCCUUUCGUAAUGCCCAAGCUACAGCACCAAUUUCAUUAAACAAUAAUUUCGGUUUGACAACUAAUCCAUCAGCUCAAGCACUUGGUGCAGCACAAUCGCUCGGAGCACUCAGUAAGAGUCCAACACCUGGCGAAAUUGGCAGCAAAGAUGCUAAGAAUGUUGAAAUCCCAGAAGUGAUUGUUGGUGCCAUUUUAGAAGAGGGUGCUUAUUUAUAUCCUUGGGGCGCUUUUUUUCAACAUUAUGCCCAAGGCGCCAGGAAUCCCCCUAGUUACGCCCCUGGAAAAAAUUAUAAUAGAAGAUUUUAAUAAAAACAAAAGCUAAAGAUUUUCCAUUGAAUGACCAAAAAAAUACGACCAGAAAAAAACCAUAAAUAAAGCAGAUAAAAUAUUUUUUUAAUUCUUAAAAUUAAUCGAUGCAUCAAUUAAAAAUAAAUUCUUUUUUUAUUGAUUCAAUUGGACUAGAUGUGCUUGGAUAACAUGUCAAAUUAUUAUGUACUAAUGAAUGACGAAAAUUUCUUUUUGUCUUGUUCUUUAAAAGGAGAAAAAUUUUCAUUAAUUUCUAAUGAAAUUUCUGCUUGGAACAACCUGAUCACAAAGCCAUCCUUCAUAUUUUUAUCAAAGAUGUAUCAACACAAACAGAUUGAAUAGCUUUGAGCAUUAAAAAGCUUUUAAAAAUAAUAAGUUAUUUAAAAUCACAAAGUAAAUCCUGCAAAUUGUUUAUUUGUUGUCUGAAAAUUUUUGAAUUUAAAAAUAGAACUGAAUUUAUUUGAUUAAAUUUUCAACCAAUAAAGAAGCUUUAAAUAAAAGUUGAAAUUAUAACGCUGCUUCAAUUAUUUGAAGAGUUUUUUAAGAGGACUUUUGUUAUUUGAACUUAAUUCGAAAAACCAAGCAAAAUUAAUUAAUUGAUGUGUUCAAAACAUCUCUCAAUCCAAAAACAGAAACAUUAAAUGUUUUAUAAAGAUUAAAGGUAAUUUUAAUGCAGACAUGAGGGAAGAUUGGAGUUGUUAAAAGAUCAAAAGCGUUUUAAUUUUUCUUGGUCUUUAUUUGAGAAAGAUUUAAUAAAUCUAAACUUUUUAGAAAAUCACAUUUCUAACCUUUAAAGAAAUCAAUUACAAUUCCUUACUCCUACUAUUAAAAUUUCAAUCUUUGCAAAACCUCAAUAAAAGUUUUACAAUUUUUCACAUCAAGGUCGUACAUAAAACAGUAACAGCAUUUCAGAAACUGUAAACAUGAAUUAAUCACCUUCACUUCAUUAGUACAUUUUAAUGUUGACAAAAAAAUUUUUUAAAAAAAAUAUUAAUUUAUCUUUACAAACAACAUGUUGACGUGACAAAAUUAAUCAAAAUGAAUUAAAAUGAGAAUCAUAGCCGAGCGACAUAUUACUGCAGAGUAGAAUUUUAUUAAUCUUUGAGUUUCCAGGUUUUCCAAUAGAUUCGUCAAGAUAAACAAAAUGCUAUUCUGUGGCUCAAAGUGUGUUGCUCGGCAUAUAUUUAAAAAUGUUAAUUUUAUUUUUUCACUUUUUGUUUGUUAAAUAUCAUUUUUACUGGUUGCUCAAUUUUCAUUUCUUUUUUUAAUUAAGACAAAAAAAAUAUAUAACUUACUAAGGACGUCAAAACAAAGUCAAUAAAUAACAAAUUAUUUUGACAUUCUUAGAUAAUGUUUAUAAUAAAGCAUAAAUGUGCAUAAAAAAACAUAAGCAUAAGCAUCGAUCAUAAAAUUAUUAUAUU